AUGGGUGGCGGACAAAUUACCUUACAACAGAUCAUUGAAGUGAUUUUAUCCAUCUUCCUACCGCCACUUGCCGUUUGUCUACAUGGGGGCGACGAUUGCUGUUUACAUUUCUUUUUAAGUAUUGUAUUAACAAUGCUUGGCUUUCUACCGGGGGUACUUCACGCUUUAUGGUAUUGUUUCUACAAACAAUAUUGAAUGUUAAAGAUGAACUCAAGAAGAGCUUAUUGCUAAAUAAAUUAUAUAAAAUGCAAUUUUUUCGAAUUU
Messenger RNA from Meloidogyne enterolobii, 264 nucleotides. The record is from the annotation of a GenBank genome assembly. NCBI's taxonomy places the organism in Eukaryota, Metazoa, Nematoda, Chromadorea, Rhabditida, Meloidogynidae.